ACGUGAUUAUAGUUGCAGCUAAGCUGAGCAGCUCAUCCGAGAUGAGCUUUGGUGAGCUUUUAAUGGAUGGGACAGGAGCGACGACGAGCGCAUUUAAAAGCGACGCCUAGAGCGAGGGGGCGCCCGAAGUGAAAGUCGAGGCGGCCUUGGACGGAAAACGAAGAGCUAAGAAAACGAGAGAGAGAGAGAGAGAGAGAGAGAGGAGUGUGUGUGUGUGCAGCGUAGUUCGUAAAGAAAUGGCGAAGAUGUUUAGUUCGCUGCGCCUGGCGACGAUGCGCUCGCACAAGAAGGCGAGGCCGGGAAGCGUAGCGACGAACGCGAGCUCCGACUCGACGCGCACCGAUGACACCACCGCCAACGCCAACCAUCAUCACCACCAACAGCAGCAACAACAACCACACCAAUACCAGCAUCAGCAGCAGCAGCAGCAGCAGCAGCAGCAGCAGCAACAACAACAGCAACAGCAACUGCAAGUGCAGAGCUACUUCGCGCCCAACUUUCUCACUCUAGAUGAGGUCGGCGAGGCUGGCUGUCCACCGACCAGCCUCACCUCCAAAGUCGCACAGGUGCGCGUGGAGCGCGAGGGCGGCAGCCUGGGGGUGACGCUCCGCGGGGGCGUGAGCCGCGUCCUCGUGGUGACGGGUGUGAAAGCCGAGGGCCCGGCGGCCAAGGAGGGUCGCGUGCGCCCCGGCGACCGUCUCCUAGCCGUCGACGACGCUGAGCUGCGGGGCUUGACCCUCGCCGAGGCCCAGCGCGCCCUGAGACGAAGCUCCGAGGCGCCCGUCGCCUCCCUCACCAUAGAGUACGACGUCGCCAACAUGGAGGAGAUCAGGGCGGCCACCUCGGGGCCGCUCCUCGUUCAGCUCGAGCGCGGAGCCUCAGGUGAGCUGGGACUGACGGUGCGCGAGACGCCGAGCGGCGUUUACAUCGAGAGUCUGCGCCCGGCGAGCACAGCCGAUCGAUGUGGCGCCCUCCAGCCGGGGGACCGACUCCUCGCCGUCGACGACAGCCCGGUGCAGGAUGCGAUCAUGGCCGCCAAGCUGCUGCGCAACACCUCCGAGAGCUGCCGUAUCGCCAGGUUGCAGAUCCUACCGAGGCCGCCGAGCGCCUCGAGCCGCACGAUGAAGCGUAGGGCGCAACCGCAGGCCCAGCGGGCAGCGAGGAACGCCCUUUACACGCAGGAGACGCUUACGGUGUUGCUGCGACCGGAUCACCGGGGCCUCGGCAUCGGUCUCAAACAGACCGAGGAGCGACUCGAUUACGUCGUCGACAUCCUCGAACCGGGAGGCCCUGCCGAGAGGAGCGGCGUCCUAUUGCCGGGCGACCGCGUCAUCGCCGUCAAUCGCAGGAGUCUGAGAGAUGUGCAGCCCGCCGAAGUCGCCAUGAUCCUCGAGGCGCCGCAGGUGGAGCUCGUCGUGGAGUACAAGGUCGGUGGGCCCGUGGUGCCGAGUUCCGGUGUAUUCACGGUGCGUGUCGCCCGCCCCCUCGGCGGUCAGCCGGAUCUCGGCAUCACGGUCAACGAGGAGCUGCGGAUCUCGGAGGUGCGCCGGGGCUCACUAGCCUAUCGUACGGGGAGCCUCGCACCCGGUGAUCGACUUCUUGCCAUCGACUCUCAGAGGCUCGACCCGGGUGAUCUGCGCCAGGCUGCUCAACUGCUGCACAGGCCCGGAAGUUCCGUGGUUGCCCUCACCGUGCGGAAACCCGACCUCAUCGAGCCCGAAACCAGGGAGUCGAGCAUUUCCGGGGACUUGGUGCAGCCGCAGUACUCGAGCAGUGCGCUCAGGUCGGCUCGCGAGAGUCUGCCGAGUGUCGACAGCGCUGUUGACUCCUGGGGCGAGAUGGGUGACGUCGCCGGGCCGGAGAUCAUGAGACUCUGGGAAACAGCCUCCGUGGACAGCGGACAGUUGGAUUUGCCGAUGCCGCCCUAUCCUUACCCAAGUUCCUUAGCAUCGAGCUCGCCACGGCCCACCUAUAGCUGUAGCCCCCAGGAUAACCGCAAAUCUCAGCAGCAGCAGCAGCAGCAGCAGCAGCAACAACAACAACAACAACAACAACAACAGCAGCAGCAGCAACAGCAGCAGCAACAGCAGCAACAGCAGCAGAUUGUGCACGUAUCGCUGCACAAAGACCCCGUAUACGAGGACUUUGGCUUCUCGGUGUCGGAUGGUAUGUACGAGCGGGGCGUGUACAUAAACCGACUAAGGCCCGGGGGUCCCUGCGACGGAGUCCUUAGGCCCUACGAUCGCAUAUUACGAGUGAACGAGGCCAGCACCGAGGACUGCGACUGCUGUCUCGCGGUGCCCCUCAUCGCCGCAGCAGGCCCGAGGCUCGACCUCACCAUCGCCAGGCCCCUCACCCCCUCCGACGGCAUCGGCAAGCUCUUCUAGGAGUUCCACCUGCCACAUCUCCGAAC
Messenger RNA from Ceratosolen solmsi marchali, 2413 nucleotides. It is a transcript of the gene Grip, whose product is annotated as Glutamate receptor interacting protein. Bases 237 to 2387 code for a protein of 716 amino acids. Gene Ontology annotation, molecular function: protein binding. The record is from RefSeq and is a predicted model, not a curated record. Gene Ontology annotation, biological process: neurotransmitter receptor transport, endosome to postsynaptic membrane. The transcript is spliced from 7 exons. NCBI's taxonomy places the organism in Eukaryota, Metazoa, Arthropoda, Insecta, Hymenoptera, Agaonidae.